AUGCCACCUAAGUAUGCAAUGCAAGGACUUUUUUCAAUAAAGUCUGAUGUAUAUACCUUUGGGGUAUUGCUACUAGAGAUCAUUACUGGGAAAAGGAAUAGUACUUACCAUCAUGAUGGCCCUUCCUCAAAUUUGAUUGGACAUGUUUGGGACCAAUGGAGAGAAGACAAUUCCAUGAAAAUAGUCGACCCGUUACUAGGUGAGACAUACCCUGCUAAUGAAGUUUCAAGAUGCAUUCAAAUUGGACUUUUGUGCGUGCAAGAACAUGCAACAGACUGGCCAACCAUGUCAACUGUUGUUUUCAUGUUGGGUAAUGACACUCCUCUUCCUUCUCCAAAACGACCUACAUUUAUUUUGAAGGGUACUUACAAUAGUACAGACAGAUCAACUAGGGCAGCAUCUAAUUCUAUAAAUGAAAUAACACUUUCUAAAAUUGACGGUCAUUAAAACCCCAAACUAUUUGAAGUAAGUGUGC
Molecule: messenger RNA, 475 nt
Organism: Quercus robur (English oak)
Lineage: Eukaryota; Viridiplantae; Streptophyta; Magnoliopsida; Fagales; Fagaceae
Product: receptor-like serine/threonine-protein kinase SD1-7
Exons: 2
Coding region: 1-447 (148 amino acids)
Biological process (GO): protein phosphorylation
Molecular function (GO): protein serine/threonine kinase activity
Source: RefSeq, a predicted model, not a curated record